AUGUCAAUAUAUUGCUUUUUAUUUUUAUUUUUUGUUUAAAUAACAUUUUAAAUUAGAAAUUACUUAAAAAAUAAUAACUAAACUUUAUAUAUUCAUUUAAUCCCACAUUCCCAUGAUGAUGUAGGCUGGUUAAAAACAGUUGAUGAGUACUAUUAUGGCAGUAAUUAGUCUACAUAAUGGGCUGGAGUUUAAUAUACCAUAGAUACAGUUUUAGAUGAAUUACUUAAAGAUAAAAACAGAAAAUUUAUUUAAGUAGAAAUAGCUUUUUUAUACAGAUGGUGGAACGAUAGUCCUGAAGAAAGGUAGAAACUUUAUAAAAAACUUGUUGAAAACGGACAGAUAGAAUUCGUAAAUGCAGGGUGGUGUAUGCAUGAUGAAUCUACACCUUAUUAUGAAGAUAUGAUAGAUAACAUGACUAUUGGACAUUAGUGGAUACUAUAAACAUUCAAUAAAAUACCCACUGUUGGUUGGCAUGUUGAUCCUUUUGGACAUUCUAGUACUAAUGCAGCCCUUUUUAGUUAAAUGGGAUUCAAUGGAUGGUGGUUUGGACGUGUAGAUUAUUAAGAUAAAGCUAAAAGACUUCGAGAAAAGUAAAUGGAAAUGAUCUGGAGACCUAAAUUAUAAUCAUAAGAAGAUGAUAAUUAUAUCUUCUCAAGUGUUACUUAUGCUAAUUAUUAUCCACCAGAAGGGUUUAACUUUGAUUUAAAAUCAGAUGAUGAACCUAUUAUGAGUAACAAAUAACUAGAAGGGUAUAAUUUAGAUAAGAAAAGUGAUUAGUUUGUGGAAUAUUUUAAAAACAUGAGUCUUUUUUAUAAAAGUAGGCAUUUAAUGCAUACCUUAGGGGGAGAUUUCCAUUUCGCAAAUGCUAUUAUGACAUAUAAAAAUAUGGACAAAAUAAUUAAAUAUGUAAAUGAAAAUAUAGAGAAAUAUAAUGUUGAAAUUCUAUAUUCUACACCGAGUAUUUAUUUGGAGGAAAUCUAUAAAUUAAAUAUUACAUUUCCUCAAAAAAUAGAUGAUUUCUUACCUUAUGCAGAUGAAAAAGAUGCUUAUUGGACAGGCUAUUUUACUUCUAGAGUAGCAGUUAAGGGGUAUGUGAGGUAAUCGGGAAGAUAUUUGUAAUAAAUUAGGAAUUUAUUCAGUAUAGAUAAGAUGUUAGGUAAAAGUAAGUAUUUAAAAGAUAAUUAUAUAGAGUUUUAAAGUAAAUUAGACUCUUUGGAGUAGAAUAUGGCCAUUCUUUAACAUCAUGACGCAGUGGCGGGAACUGAGAAAUAAAAAGUCGCGGAUGAUUAUCAGUAUAGAAUUUACAACUCUACUUAAAAGUUAAAUGAGGUCUUACAUAAGGUUGUUUAGGAAUAUGUAUUAAAAGAUAUUUAAGAGGACAUUAGGUUUAGUCAAUGUAAUUGGAAUAUAACUAGUGUCUAGUAAUGUUAGGAAGCUUUCUAAUAAUUCUAAAAUGGAAAUGUAUUAUUAUUAAAUACUUAUAAUCCUAGUGUUUAAAGAAAUAUUACUUUAAGAUUAAGAGUACCUAAUAUACCUUUUUAUAUAAUAGAUAAUAAAAAUAAUUAUAUAGAAGGGGAAAGGGUUUGCUAUGAUGGUGCCUGUGAUUUAUAUUUUGUUGAUUACUAAAAUUCCUAUUAGUUUAAUUAUUAUAAAUUUGUUCCAUUUAAAAUUUCCCCUUAUAAUGUUAAGAAUAUUUAAAAAUAACAUAUGAAAUUUUUUAAAUUACAUUAAGUUUUUGAUGUUUCUAGGAAUAUAUCUUUGCAAGUUAAUAGAUUUAACACUUAGUUUCAAUUAAAUACUUUUACUAAUUCCACUUAAAAUUGUACAAAAAAUGCAUUUGAAGUCUUAUAUAAUUAUUACAACUCUUAUUAAGGAGAUGGACAGAAAUCAGGUGCUUAUAUAUUUAGACCAGAUAAUAAUAAUAUCGAUAGAUCUUAAACUUAUUCUAAAAUAAAGAAUAAAUACAUUUUUAAUGGAAAAUUGGUCACUAUUGUUAUUUUAGAAGGUACAAAAAUAAAAUCAGAAUUGAGAGUAUAUCCUAAUCUAGAAAAUGUUAUUGAAUUGUAGACUUAUGUCAAAAGUAUACCUGUUGAUGAUAAAAAAGGAAAAGAAGUCGUCUUAUUAAUAAAUACUAAUUUAAAUACUAAUUAGACAUUCUAUACAGAUUCUAAUGGACUUGAAUUAUAGAAAAGAGUAAUUAAUUAAAGAGAAACAUGGGAUUUAUAAGUUAAUUAACCAAGUAGUUGUAAUUAUUAUCCUGUAAAUGGAAUAAUUCUUAUAUAAGAUGUAAAUUCUUAAGAAAGAAUUAGUGUAGUAAAUGAUAGGAGUUAAGGAGGUACUUCUUUACAAAACGGAUAAAUAGAAAUUAUGAUUCAUAGAAGAACUUUAAUGGAUGAUAAUAGAGGGGUAGGUGAAGCAUUAAAUGAAACUGAAAGAAUUGAUUAAAAUAAAGGAUUAUAAUAGAUUUUAAGACAUUAUAUUGUUUUUGAAAACGGAAAUGAGAACUUAUCAAGGAAAAUUUAGAAUUAUAUUGAUAGUUAAUCGAUUGUUUUUUAUGGAAAUUCAUAAGAGGAAUAUUUUAAAGAUUUCUUAUUAAAAAUAGAUAGUUUAAAAGAUCCGUUAAAUAUUAAUAAUAAUCCUUAUUUAAAAGUCUAUUUUAGAGUAUUUGGGGAUGAUUAUUUAUUAAGAUUAAAUAAUUUAAAUGAUAAUGAAAAUGCUUAGUAUUUUAUUCAUGAAAAUAUUGAAAUUAUUGAUGAAUUAACUCUUACUGGGAAUUAAAAGAAAAAGGAUUGGAAAUAAAAAUAAUAUAAAUGGAAAGUUGAGGGAGUAAGACAAUAAUUUAAUUAAGAAUAUAUUCAGGAUAAAUAUAUAAAACAAGGUUAUAUUAAUGUUAAACCCUUAUAAUUAAGAGCCUUUAGGGUCAGAUUUAUUAAAAAUGAAGAAAAAUAUAUUAUCAAUUGA
Messenger RNA from Ichthyophthirius multifiliis, 2961 nucleotides. RefSeq lists its product as hypothetical. Gene Ontology annotation, biological process: mannose metabolic process. The record is from RefSeq and is a predicted model, not a curated record. NCBI's taxonomy places the organism in Eukaryota, Ciliophora, Oligohymenophorea, Hymenostomatida. The transcript is spliced from 4 exons. Gene Ontology annotation, molecular function: carbohydrate binding; alpha-mannosidase activity.